Messenger RNA from Vitis riparia (riverbank grape), 1746 nucleotides. RefSeq lists its product as uncharacterized. The record is from RefSeq and is a predicted model, not a curated record. The coding region runs from base 1 to 1746 and encodes 581 amino acids. The transcript has a single exon. Lineage: Eukaryota; Viridiplantae; Streptophyta; Magnoliopsida; Vitales; Vitaceae.
AUGCAGAACGUUCCACCGCACCAAGCGGUACGAACCAUUGGGAAAAAUCUCCUGAGCGAGCCACCCAUGGGCUCCAUUAGCAAAAGGCUGGAUGACAUGCUCUCCACGCCUUUCUGCUCUCAUAUCAUUCAUUACGAGCCCCUAAGGGGGUUUCUCGUGCCAAAGUUCUCCACGUACGAUGGGUGCAGUGACCCCUUCGACCAUAUCAUGCAUUAUCGGCAGCUCAUGACCCUCGAUAUAGGCAACGACCCGCUGCUGUGCAAAGUAUUCCCUGCCAGUCUACAAGGACAAGCUCUUUCAUGGUUCCAUCGCCUACCUCCUAACUCGGUAGAUAAUUUCAGAGACCUUUCAGAAGCUUUCGUGGGACAAUACCUAUGUUUCGCUCGGCAUAAGCAAAACAUCAGCACCUUACAAAAUAUAAAAAUGAAGGAUAAUGAAUCCUUGAGGGAAUUCGUGAAACGAUUUGGCCAAGCUAUCCUACAAGUGGAAGCUUGCAGCAUGGACGCUGUCCUACAGAUCUUCAAGCGAUGCAUCUGUCCAGGCACUCCAUUUUUUGAGUCAUUAGCUAAAAAGCCUCCUGUGACGAUGGACGACUUGUUUCGACGUGCAAACAAAUACUCAAUGCUUGAAGAUGACGUACGGGCAGCCACCCAGCAAGUAUUGGUUGCCGGACAGUCGUCCAAGGGUAGUACAGAGGGAAGCACUAAACCUCCGGACAGGCCAAGGCCAUCCAAUCGAAGGCAAGAAGGGCCAAGCCGCCCGGAAAUACCACCCCUCACACCACUCUCUAUAACUUAUGAGAAGCUUCUCCCUAUGAUCCAGAGCAUGUCCGAUUUCAGGUGGCCCAGACCCCUCGGAUCGGAUCCAUCCAGGAGAGAUCAUAGCAAAAAAUGCGCUUACCAUAAGGAGCAUGGCCAUACAAUGGAGACGUGCAGAAGCCUCCAAUAUUUGGUGGAAAGACUUAUAAAGGCGGGACAUUUAAGGCAAUACCUCCGCUCAGAUGCUAGAGAUGGAGACGUCUCCCGGGGCCGCGACUCUGGAGCCCCCGUGGCUCCAGCCGCCCCCAAAGCCGUCAUAAACUACAUUAAUGGAGGCCCAUCGGAUGAAGAGCUCAAUUCCAAGCGGAAAAGGCAGAAGUUGUUACGCGAAGCGAUGGUGCGUGAGCGUAUCAACUCCAUCCGGCCUGGGAUAACCGAAGGGAGCCUUAACCCCAUAGACGGGACAAUCACUUUUCCUCCAGUAGACCCCACGCGGAUAUUACGUCCGCACCAUGAUGCCCUCAUUCUAUCCUUGGGGAUAGACAAAUUUGACGUAAGACGCAUCCUAAUUGACCCAGGCAGCUCAGCCGAUCUGGUGCAAGCAUCAGUCAUAAGCCACAUGGGACACAACUUAGUCGGUCUCGAAAACCCUGGAAGGGUUUUAUCCGGAUUCAACGGGGCAUCAACUAUCUCGUUGGGAGACAUUGUGUUGCCAGUCCAAGCUGGCCCAGUCACUCUCAACGUUCAAUUUUCGGUAGUACAAGAUCUAUCACCCUUCAAUGUUAUCUUGGGACGCACAUGGUUACACUGCAUGAAAGCCAUCCCCUCCACAUAUCAUCAGAUGGUAAGCUUUCUCACUGAAGAUGGGCAAAUCAACCUAUAUGGCAGCCAGCUAGCCGCUCGCCAAUGCUACCAGAUAGCAAAAGAAGCAUGGACCGGUCGGGAGAAUGAACCCCUCCCCGAGUCCACCCAUGCACUCGACCAAUAG